AUGUAAUAAAAUGAUAAUAAGUUUUAAGGAUUUAAAAAGGAAUAUAUUUAGAACUGCUAAAUUUCUGGUAGAAGUUUUGCAAAAACUAUUUCAAUAAAACUUACAAAUAAUAAAGACUUAAUCUAUAUUAUUGAUGGGAGAAUAAUAAAAAUUGAAGAACUUAUUUUAGGGUAAGGUGAUGAAAUAAAAGACAUUUAUUUAAGAGAUUAGGUAAUUGAAAAUUUAGAAUAAAUUAAAUAUCUGAAAUGGAUAGGUGAUUAUGGAAUGAAAUAGAAAAAAGUUGGAAAGUGGUCUGUAAUUUGGAGAGGUUCAACUUUAGAUAUUGGAGGAUCUUAUACUGAAGAGGGAAAGAAACAGGGAUAAUGGAAAGAAAUCUAUAUAAAUUAUGACAAGUUAUAAUUAAUAUAGAUAUAGUAAUGUGUAAGUGUAUGAGAUGGGAGAAUAUAAAGAUGAUAUGAGAAAGGGUGUUUGGAAAAUUAUUUAUGAUGGUUAAGUGAUGUAAGUUCAUAUUUUAAUAUCAAAAGUGGUGGAGGUUCUUAUGAUGAAAAUGGAAUGAAGAAUGGUUAAUGGGUAGAAUUACAUAAAGAAUGGAGAAGGUUUUAAAAAGAUAUAUAUUAAUAGAGAUAAGAGAGAUAUUUCAACAAAAGGUGAAUAUAGGAAUAGUAAAAAGAUUGGAAGAUGGGAUAUUAUUAAUAAUAAAAAUGGGCAUCUUAUGUAAUACUAUCAUUUAUAAAUAACAAAAUUGAAAGUGGUGGGGGAUCGUAUGAUGAAAAAGGAUGGAAAAAUGGAAAAUGGGUGGAAAUACAAGAGUUAUGGGAUAGGUUAUCUAUUUAAAUUAUUAAAUUAUAGUUAUCGUUCAGUUUAAAAUAAUGGUGAGUAUAUAAAUGGACAUAGACAUGGUGAAUGGAUAAUUAUAGAUUAGGAAAAUAAAAAGAUGUUAUUAAAUUCUUUAUUAAAUUUAGUGGUGGAGGAUCAUAUGAUGAAAAUGGAAUGAAGAAUGGAGAAUGGAUUGAAAUUAUUGAUGAAUGGAAGUAAUUUUAAUUUAAUGAUUAGUGCUGUUCGAGAGAUUAAUUUUAAAGGGGUUUAUAAAAAUGGGAAAAAAAUUGGAAUAUGGCACACUUUGAGACAUAAAGAAACAAAAUUGUAUUUUUAAUUUUAAAUAAUAGUGGAGGUGGAUAAUAUAAUGAAAAUGGGUUAAAAAGUGGUAAAUGGAUAGAAUUGCAUGAUGAAUGGAAAAAGUAUUUAAUCAAAAAAUUUUAAUUAUUAUUUAGUUGGGAAAGAGAAGUUACUUAUGUUGGAGAAUAUCAGUAAGGAAUAAAGAAAGGAAGAUGGGAUAUUUUAUUAAAUGGAAAUUAAAAUAUGUAAUGAAUAUUGAGAGAAAAUAGUGGAGGUGGAUAAUAUGAUGAAGAUGGAUUAUAGAAUGAUAAAUGGGUGGAAUUAUGUGAUGGAUGGGAAGGGUUUAUUUAAAAUAUAUUAAUUUAAUUAGAAAUGGAGGAAAUAUAAUGUAGUUCACUUAUUGUGGUAGAUAUUUUAGAGGAAAAAAAAUUGAAAAAUGGGAUACCCUUGAUAAGGAAAAUAAAAUAAUGUAAACGAAUUAUAAAUAUUAAAUAUAAAUUAGGGGAGGAGGAGAAUAUGAUGAAAAUGGAAUGAAGAAUGGAAAAUGGAUACAAUAACAUAGAUAAUGGAGAAAGUAAAUAUAUAUAUUAACAUUAAUAGAAAUUUUAGAGAAAUCACAUUCCAAGGAGAAUACAAUAAUGGUUAAAAAAUUGGAUAUUGGAACUCAAUAUAUAAUUGUGAUAAAAUUGUGUAAAUUUAUAAUUGAUAAUUAGUGGUGGAGGUUUGUAUAAUUAAAAAGGAAAUAAAGAUGGAAAAUGGAUUGAGCUCGAUCAUUUUUGGGAUAAAGAGUUCAUUAAAAUAAUUUAUAUUUAGAGAUUCUGCUAUUACAUUUAAAGGAGAAUAUUUAAAUGGAAGAAAAUAUGGAAAAUGGGAUAUAAUUUCGGAUGAAAAUUAUAUUAUGUAAUAUUUAACAUAAUAUUUUAGUGGUGGAGGAUCUUAUGAUCAAAAUGGAAUGUAGAAUGGACCAUGGAUUGAAAUAGAAGAAGUGAGAAAGUAUAUAAAUAAAAAUAAAAUUAAGUGAUUCAUAAGAAAUUUCACUAAGAGGAGAAUAUAAUAAAGGUAAAAAAUAUGGAAAAUGGGAAACUAAUCUUAUGAUUUAUGGAAAUAGAGAAAUUAUGUAUAAUUUAUAAUAGAAAUAAAUUUAUAGUGAAACCAGAGAAUAUGAUGAAAAUGGUUUAAUAAUUGGAAAAUGAG
Messenger RNA from Paramecium sonneborni, 2310 nucleotides. The record is from the annotation of a GenBank genome assembly. Lineage: Eukaryota; Ciliophora; Oligohymenophorea; Peniculida; Parameciidae.